CACCCACCCCACUAUAUCCUUAAAACCCUCCAUUUUCACCAACAAAUAUAAAGCGUGUUAUCAACUACGCCAAACAAAACCCACCUGAAAAGUUUGAAUUUCUCCACCGCUCAUUAAUGUUCCUUGUGACUUUUUUUUGAUUCACGGACAUAAAAUCUUGGCAGCAUUUCUUUACCCAAUAUUCCGGAUAAUACGGCUAAAAGUCUGAAACUUUACCUCCUCCAUGCACGACGGCGGCCACCACCACGAGGAUCGUGAAAUGCUUUCCCUUGACCUGCAGAAUCUGAAGGUAAUAUCGGCUCUCGGCCGUGGAGCGAAAGGCGUGGUUUUCUUGGUACGAACAGAGAAGGGAGAAUUACUUGCUCUUAAAGCAAUACUAAGAUCUUCGGUUGAGAAAAAGAAGGUCACGAGCAAUAUUAAUCCUAAUGAAUACAGAAGAAUUUGUUUCGAAAGAGAAGUAUUGAGCUCUUUACACCAUCCACUUCUACCCAAACUUAAGGGAGUUUUACUCACAGAGAAAAUUGUUGGAUAUGCAAUCGAUUACUGUCCCGGUCGUGAUCUCCAUUCGUUGAGGAAAAAGCAAACUGAAAAGAUGUUCUCCGAUGAUAUUAUAAGAUUUUAUGCUGCAGAAUUGGUGCUGGCAUUGGAAUAUCUUCAUGGAUUGGGAAUUGUUUACAGAGAUUUGAAGCCAGAAAAUGUUAUGAUACAAGAAAAUGGGCAUUUAAUGCUAGUGGAUUUCGAUCUAUCAACUAAACUCUCUGCAAAAUCACCAGAAAUCCGUUCAGAGAGUAAAUUAAAAUCCAGUCCAAAAUCGGAGCCCGGGAAAAAGAAGAAAAAGAUGAUAUCCCACCUCUUAAAGUUUCGCGACUCGGGUAUUUCGCCGGCCGAUUCGGUACAUCAGAAUGAAAGCGGCGGCGAUACAGUAGAUACAGAAUCUGAUUCGGUAGAGAAGUCUAAUUCAUUCGUCGGAACAGAGGAUUACGUGGCGCCGGAGAUCAUAUUAGGUAACGGCCACGAUUUCGCAGUCGACUGGUGGUGCUUAGGUGUCAUGCUGUACGAAAUGCUUUACGGUAAGACGCCGUUUCGGGGGGAAAAUCGGAAAGAGACAUUUUACAGGAUUUUAUCAAAGCCGCCGGAUCUCACCGGAGAAAUAACGCCGUUGAGGGACUUAAUCGGAAAAUUGCUUGAGAAGGACCCACGAAAGAGGAUCUCCGUUAACGAAAUCAAGAACCACGAUUUUCUUAAAGCAGUUGAUUGGGAUUUUAUUUUGGAGAUGCCCCGGCCGCCGUUUAUUCCGUUAUGGCCUGCGAUUGAUGAUAUGGAUGGAAAUGAGGUAAUUGAUGUGGAGUCUUAUGUCCAAGGCGUGUUUGAAGUCGGUGAAGAAGAGAAUAUAGAGAGAAAUAAAAAUUCAGAAAAUAAGAAUAAAGAUGUGUGGGUUGAAGGAAUUAAUCACCCUGCACAAAUUCAAAAUAACGAAUUUUUGAUUUUCUGAUAUGUUAAAAAUUGUAACACUAAUUAUAUUUAUUACUCCGUAUAUAUGAAUGUUGAAAGGAUAGCAUUACUUAUUAAAAUCACAAGAAUAUUAUUUGAUUUA
Messenger RNA from Olea europaea var. sylvestris, 1594 nucleotides. RefSeq names its product serine/threonine-protein kinase OXI1-like. Bases 224 to 1492 code for a protein of 422 amino acids. Lineage: Eukaryota; Viridiplantae; Streptophyta; Magnoliopsida; Lamiales; Oleaceae. Gene Ontology annotation, molecular function: protein serine/threonine kinase activity; ATP binding. The record is from RefSeq and is a predicted model, not a curated record. The transcript has 2 exons. Gene Ontology annotation, cellular component: nucleus; plasma membrane; cytoplasm. Gene Ontology annotation, biological process: protein phosphorylation.